CCCCGGGCCCCGCCCCCCGCCGUCCAUCCCGCCAUGGCGUCCGCCGGCGGCCCGGACGCGGAGCGGCCGCACCCCAAGCCCUUCCUCAUCGGCGUCAGCGGCGGCACCGCCAGCGGCAAGUCCACAGUGUGCGAGAAGAUCAUGGAGCUGCUGGGGCAGAACGAGGUGGAGCAGCGGCAGCGCAAGGUGCUGAUCCUCAGCCAGGACAGCUUCUACAAGGUGCUGACGGCCGAGCAGCAGGCCAAGGCGCUCAAGGGACAGUACAACUUCGACCACCCGGAUGCCUUCGAUAACGAUUUGAUGCAUUCAACCCUGAAAAAUAUUGUUGAGGGCAAAACGGUUGAGGUACCGACGUACGACUUCGUGACACAUUCGAGGCUGGCAGAGACCACGGUGGUGUAUCCUGCUGAUGUCGUGCUCUUUGAGGGGAUCCUGGUUUUCUACAACCAGGACAUUCGGGACAUGUUCCACCUGCGUCUGUUUGUGGACACGGACUCUGACGUGCGGCUGUCCCGCAGAGUUCUGCGAGAUAUGAAGCGUGGGAGGGACCUGGAGCAGAUCCUCACCCAGUACACCACGUUUGUCAAGCCUGCCUUUGAGGAGUUCUGCUUGCCGACAAAGAAGUAUGCGGAUGUGAUCAUCCCUCGAGGAGUUGACAACAUGGUUGCCAUAAACCUCAUCGUGCAGCACAUCCAGGACAUCCUGAACGGAGACAUCUGCAAGUGGCAGCGGGGGGCGCUGAACGGGCACGGCCGCACCUACAAGCGGCCGUUCCCGGAGCAGGCGGAGGGCGGGGUCCUGGCGGCCGGCAAGCGCUCCCACCUCGAGUCCAGCAGCCGCCCGCACUAACCCCGCGCGGCCCCGGGCCGCGCUGAAGGCAACUCUGGGAAAGGACUUGCACAGAAUGGUUGGUGAAGUGCCCCUUAAGCUGUCCUAGCAGCAGAGGGGAUCCUGGUGGCAAUCUUCUCACAGAGGGGAGAGGAAGGGGUUGGCCAUCCAUCCCUCUUCCCUCCAAAGCUCUCCCUGCUCUCCCUGAGAUGUCUGGAGUUGUUACUUGAUGAACUGGUUAAAGGCAGUGCUACUUGCCUUUUUUUAAUUUUCAAAAUGACAUCUAAUGCUGGAGAUU
Molecule: messenger RNA, 1126 nt
Organism: Oenanthe melanoleuca
Lineage: Eukaryota; Metazoa; Chordata; Aves; Passeriformes; Muscicapidae
Gene: UCK1
Product: uridine-cytidine kinase 1
Exons: 7
Coding region: 34-849 (271 amino acids)
Cellular component (GO): cytosol; cytoplasm
Molecular function (GO): kinase activity; ATP binding
Source: RefSeq, a predicted model, not a curated record